Lingula anatina is the source of this 1920-nucleotide messenger RNA. RefSeq names its product cyclic AMP receptor-like protein A. Gene Ontology annotation, molecular function: G protein-coupled receptor activity. Gene Ontology annotation, biological process: adenylate cyclase-activating G protein-coupled receptor signaling pathway; cell surface receptor signaling pathway. The record is from RefSeq and is a predicted model, not a curated record. Gene Ontology annotation, cellular component: plasma membrane. NCBI's taxonomy places the organism in Eukaryota, Metazoa, Brachiopoda, Lingulata, Lingulida, Lingulidae.
CAACCAAGAUGGAGAUGGAGGAACUAGUCGUCGCUGACUCCUCGAUGAAUUUCACCACAACUCCUCAACAGGCAUGUUCCAUGUUCAGAGACGAUCCACAUAAAUGUGAAAUCCUCAUUGCUGUAAAAAGAACAACUGCCUCCUUAUCCUUUCUAGGAUGCAUCUUCAUGAUAUCAGUGAUUGUAUUAUUUAGGAAAUAUAUAGUAUUUACACAGAGACUUAUCUUAUAUCUUAGUGUAGCAGCAUUUAUGGACAGUAUAGCUUAUAUAAUGGGAGACAUGCAUCCUGAUGGACCUUUAUGUGAUUUUCAGGCUUUCUUUAUGACUCUCUUUGACUGGUCAGUCCUGCUAUGGGUAUGUGCUAUAACUCUCAAUCUUGCCAUGCUGGUGAUAGCCAUGAAGAAGACUGAGAAAUAUGAAUGGGUAUAUCAUAUAGUGUGCUGGGUUAUACCUAUCAUAAUUUCUUGCCUGCCUUUUGCUGGAGAUAGAUAUGGACCAUCAGGAGCUUGGUGUUGGAUCACAGAGUGGCCUUGGAGGUUUGGCAUCUGGUAUGUACCUCUAUUCCUGAUCAUUGCCCUGUUGUUUGUGGUCUAUGUCUACAUUACGGUGGUAGUCAACAGGAGAGUCCACACCUGGGAGGGCACUUAUGACCCUGAUGUGGAGAGAAAUAAGCAAAUGCUGAAAGAAGACAUUAAGCCACUGAGAGGGUAUCCAUUUGUUUACUUAGCUGUUAGCAUCUUUCCACUUAUAAACAGGAUUCAGAAUGCUGUAUCUUCAGACCACCAGCCUGUGUUUGCACUGUUAAUACUCCAUGUCAUCUCCUCACCACUUCAUGGUGCCUUAAAUACAGUUGUGUUUGGAAUGGACAAGGAUACAGUGUCCAAACUGACUCCCAGUCAAAUAAAGUUGGCUAUCCAGAGCUGGAGAGCAGGCAGGUCCAUCAUUGAAGAGUUUCCUACAGAAACUGAGUCUCCCGAUGCCGACCCUGAUGACGUCAACCCCAGUGUCAACCAAGAGCAAUGACGGUUACUUCCACUGGAACCAUAGAAGGAUCAGUAGACACAAAAAACAUGAAAGUGCUGUGUGGUGUGAAAUCUGUGGUAAAUGUCAGGUUUAUUAUUUGAAAAGUUGGAUGAUAGAAAGAUUGACUUUGAUUUUGUUUAAUUCAUGAACUCUCCUCACUAUUCCAGAGAUUGUGUUAUAGUUGUGUCCACCAGAUGGCAGUGGUGCACAAGAUGAAACGUUUCAAAAUUUUUGUCCCGUAUUAUGAAGUGUUCAGUGUGGCAAACCUAGGUAUACACAAUUUUCUGUAGCAUUUUAAUAUCACGAACAAAAGAAUUAUUUUAUGCUUUUCAUAUCUCGACAUUUGCGAGCUUAUUAAUAUGCUUGAUGAUGCUUAUUUUGAAAAAGAACAAGACAUUGUGAAGAAUACACUUGUGGAGAAGCUAUUAUGUAUAUUGAUAUUUGAUGUAAAUUUGCCAGAAGAUGAACAAACAAUAGGAAUAUUCUGCUCAGUAGUGCGUCUCAGUGUGAGAUCUUUUGUAAUAGAAGGGUAAAAUCUGUGUGCAGUUGUUUUUGGCUCUCAUACUGUGUUCUAGUACUUUGAGAUCUGCAGGGUACUUAAAUCAAAUUUGUCACAUUUUGAUUGUUCUUUUCACACUUAUCACAUCUUAAGAUUUACCAGUGACAGUAAAGCAUAUGGUCCCACAAUUCAGCACAUAUUAUGUAGAAUCCUUCUAUUUCUUCAGUGAGUUAGUAAUAUAUAUGUCUGUUCACAAACAUGAGAUGGGUCACCUAGAAUUGGAUGGCAUUGAGGCAUGUGGCAAUACCUUGGCCAAGUUUCACAAAUUAACUUUGACCUAUAACUGUUCUAAACUUUGAUGCCAUAGUUUGACCUUUGACAUUUAUCAGUUCAAGAUGA